AUGCCCACGCAUCAGCACUCGGUCGAUAAGAUGAGAAGACACUCCUGCUUCGUUUUUUUGUUCUGUGGGAUAUUUUUGCCCAGAAUCCUUGGUUUUCCACAGACGAAUACCUCAAUUGAUUGUGAUUCUCUGUUACCAAACUAUCAGGCUGAACCACAGACAGCUGCACCACCAUAUCUUAUUUCUGUAUCUUUUGAUAACUUUGAGCCAGGAAAUGAAAUCCAAGUGACUCUAGAAGCACUUAAAGAUGCUAAUUUUAAAGGAUUUAUUCUACAAGCUCGAGAAUUAGAAGGAGAUACUCCUGUUGGUACUUUUAAAAUUACAGAUCCAAACACUAAAGUCUUGGAAUGUCAUAACAUGACGAAUUCAUCACUAGGUCAUGCAAAUUCAGAUGUGAAGCAGAAAGUUACAACAACAUGGAUUGCUCCACGUGAUGUUAGAGAUCUUCAAUUUAUUGCAACUGUUGUUCAAGAUCUAGAGAAAUUUUGGGUUGGAAUUCAAAGCAAAACUCUCACGCCUACACAUUCUGAGUCAGUUAAUGGGACAGGAAAAAGUAAAAGGAAGUUUAUGAUAGAACUAGAAUGUAACAAGCGUGGAGGGACUUACACAAGACAAGGUGGAUGUGUCCUGGUUGGACCUUCUGGUUCCUCUCAGAGCAGCUAUUCAGGAAGUCAGAGUGGAGUAGUCUACACAAUAAGCAAGAGUGGAUGUGGCCCUGGAGGUGCUGCUAAUGUAUACAGUCAACACGCCUGUAGAGAUAGUGCAUCCUCAUCCGGCAGUGGUCUUACCUAUGGCCAGGUAGUGGUCAUAUCCAACAACGAACCUUUUCCACCUGUGCGUCAUACCUACCCCCAGAGUUUGGGAAGUUCUGCUACUAGAGUCGUAAUACAGAGUGGUGGACAAAGACAGCAAAGCAGCAGCGGCAGCACUAUUUACGUUCAGGGUUCCCAAGGCAGCCAGUCCUAUGGCCAGAGCUACCAGCCUCAAGGUGGCAGUUCCUAUGGCCAGGGUGGAGGAACCUAUCUGGGCGGCAGCAGUGGUUCUUACGGCCAGGGUUCCCAAGGCAGCCAGUCCUAUGGCCAGAGCUACCAGCCUCAAGGUGGCAGUUCCUAUGGCCAGGGUCAAUCUGCUUCUUCAGGUUGUGGGCAAGGUGUUUCAUAUGAUAGCAAUCCCUGCCACCAGGGUGGAUCACAGGGUGGUCAGGGUGGAUCAUACUCCUCACAAAGCUAUGGUGGUAGCCAACAGAGUGGAUCAUCAUACUCACAAAAUUAUGGCAGCAACCAGGGUGGAUCCUCCUCACAAAGCUAUGGUGGGGGCCAGGGUGGAUCGUCCUCCUCAGACAACUAUUAUGAUAACCAGAACUCACAAGAUUCCUCAGACUAUAAUCCCAAUGCUUGUGAAGAUAAUGACACUACCUAUAGUGCCAAUGGUCGGAGCUCUGGUUGUGCAAAGAAGAAAGUUCUUGUUGCUCGAGAUACAUCACAUGCCUUGAGCAAAAGAGACGAUGAUGUACAGAAUGAGUCUUCUACUUCAAAUAGCAGCCACACUAAUCUCCAGGGUGGAUCAUUUGUUGCAACCAGUGGUGGAUCAAAUAGUCAGGGUGGUUGCAUUUGUCCUGAUGGAAGCAGUGGUUAUACACAGGGAGGCCCAGGUUCUUCACACAGCACAUAUUUUGGUAACCAGGGAGGGCCUUUCUUCUAUCCUGGAGGAUCCUAUGGACAGGGGGGCCCAGGUUCUUCCCACGGCUCUUACUCCGGUAACCAGGGAGAUUCUUCCUUCCAGCCUGGUGGAUCUUAUGGACAGGGGGGCCCAGGUUCUUCACACAGCACAUAUUUUGGUAACCAGGGGGGCCCAGGUUCUUCCCACGGCUCUUACUCCGGUAACCAGGUAAAUACUCUGAUCACUGUGCCUGCACAGGAGCAGACUAAAAGUCCUUCCUUGAGGGAAUAUUUUGGCUACAAACCAGUAAUUUUUGUGUAUUCUGUACAGGGAGAUUCUUCCUUCCAGCCUGGUGGAUCUUAUGGACAGGAAGGGUCUUCUGUCUAUGACAGCAGCAGUGAAUCCUACGGUCAGGGUGGAUCUUCAGCAUAUAGUGGUGCUGAAUCUUCCACAUCUAGUGGUACUGGAGCUUAUGGUCAGGAUUCACCUCCCAUGGGAGGCGGUGAAACUGAUGACAGUGAUUCCACCUCUCCAUCUGGCAGCCGGCAGAGUGAACGGGAUUUUUAUUCCCCAGGAGGCAGCCAGUCAGGUGGACAUGGAUUGUCUUCUCAAGGUGGUGGCUACUCCAGUGGGCAGGACUCAUCCUUAUCUGGAAGCAGCCAGUAUGGUGGGCAGGGUUCAAAUUCUUCAGGAGGCAGCCAGUCUGGUGGACAGGGUGGAUGUGAUUGUUCUGGGGGAAGUUCUGGUGGAUCCUCUAACUUAGUCAGAAGCGAUUCCUCUGCAAAUGGCUCCUCUUCUUCUGGAGGCAGCCAGCACAGUAGCCAGAAUUCGUAUUCCUCUGGAGCUAGCCAGUAUGGUGGACAUGGGUCAUCUUCUUACGGAGGCAGCCAUUAUGGUGGACAGGGUUCACCUUCCUCAGGAGGCAGCCAGCAUGGUGGACAGGGUUCACCUUCUUCAGGAGGCAGCCAGUAUGGAGGACAGGGUCCAUAUUUCUCAGGUGGCAGCCAUUAUGGAGGACAGGGUGCAGCUUCUUCAGGAGGCAGCCAGUAUGGUGGACAGGGCUUUUCUUCAGGAGGCAGCCAGUAUGGUGGACAGGGAUCUUCUCCCUCAGGAAGCAGCCACUAUGGUGGGCAGGGCCCAUAUUCUGGAGGCAGACCACAUGGUAAACCAGGUUCACCUUCCUCAGGCGGCAGUCAAGUGGUAAGCACUUUUCCUCUUCGCGGUUCCUACUGGUUUCUUCCUACACAUACCGUAGAAAAUGGAAGGGGGAACGCGAUGAACACCUACCUGAAAUCCAAUUAA
Messenger RNA from Egretta garzetta (little egret), 2961 nucleotides. RefSeq names its product hornerin-like. Gene Ontology annotation, molecular function: oxidoreductase activity, acting on metal ions. The coding region runs from base 1 to 2961 and encodes 986 amino acids. The record is from RefSeq and is a predicted model, not a curated record. Lineage: Eukaryota; Metazoa; Chordata; Aves; Pelecaniformes; Ardeidae. The transcript has 62 exons.